GAUUACGCAUCCAUGAAUACUUGUACUUCCAAGUGCUGAGCCCUGGAGACAUCCGCUACAUCUUCACUGCCACUCCAGCCAAGGAUUUUGGUGGUGUGUUUAACACAAGGUACGACCAGAUCCACCUGGUCCCAGCGGAUCCCCCAGAAGCCUGCGGAGAGCUGAAUAAUGGGGUCUUCAUCCAGGACCAGAUUGCCUUGGUGGAGAGGGGGGGCUGCUCGUUCCUGUCAAAGACACGUGUGGUCCAGGAGCACGGUGGGCGGGCAGUGAUCAUUGCCGACAACGCCUACGACAAUGACAGCUUCUACAUCGAAAUGAUCCAGGACAACACCCGGCGCACAGCCGACAUUCCCGCACUCUUCCUGCUGGGCAGGGAUGGGUACAUGAUCAGACGCUCCCUGGAACAGCAUGGGCUCCCCUGGGCUGUCAUCUCCAUUCCUGUCAACGUCACCAGCAUUCCCACCUAUGAGAUGAUGCAGCCCCCCUGGACCUUCUGGUAGCCUCAGGCAGCUGCAGCGGAUUGAGGACUUCCGAGUGUAUCACAGGAGCUCACCCUAGGGACCAGGUUUGAGGAAAGCAUCCCAACAUGCUCCAGAGAUCUCACCGGAUUCAGCAACAGGGAGAUCUUUCUGCUGGCACUGGCAUGUGGCCAAGGGGAAACACCAGUGCCAGGUGGGAACCUUGAGCCUGGCACAGAGCACCCUUCGUCGUGACUUUG
Messenger RNA from Acanthisitta chloris (rifleman), 718 nucleotides. RefSeq names its product protease-associated domain containing 1 (gene PRADC1). The record is from RefSeq and is a predicted model, not a curated record. The transcript has 4 exons. NCBI's taxonomy places the organism in Eukaryota, Metazoa, Chordata, Aves, Passeriformes, Acanthisittidae. The annotation marks the transcript as partial.